CUAAAAGCCUCGUGGACUUUGGCAGAGCCUCGUUUCAUCAGGGGGGCUCUGCGCGCAUCCGGGGCUGAGAGGACAACAGAGGAAGACCCGCACUCUCCCCUCUUUCUUCCUUUUCUUUCCUUUUCUUAGAAGUUGCGUUACAUGGAGUCUUCGUGGAAAUCUUUUACGGUCACAGCAGCGCUGAGGUCUGGAGGAAGAUCGAGUGCACCAUCAUAAUAAAGAAACCGCAGGAUGGGCAGUGAGUCCAUGCAGACCAUCACUGACCCAGUACUUCAGAGGAAGAUGCCAAUAUUCGAUGGGACCCUACCAUCCUCGGGACUGUCAAAACAACCAAAUAUGUCUGCUUUUUUGGGUAAGCAGGCACUGCAGUACAGUGGAGCAUACAUCGCAUAUGACCCCAGAGGAAAAGAUGGAGUAAGGUCCACGCCCCCUUGGAGCAACUCAAAGACAACUCUGCUCGAUGGCAGAAGCCCGUUGAAUCCCUUCUCUGGCAUGAUGGGACAGAACCACUUGAUUUACAGACAAGACGGCGCUUCUUCAGAAGAAAGCCAUCCUCAUUCUUCCCCCUUGCGACACACGCCGUCCAAGCCGGGCUUUAUGUUGUACACUAAAAGUCCUGAGAUCAGCAGUCCUGCAUCCGCUGUGUCAGUCGGAAUCCGAAAACAAAAAAGUGGAUGUGAGAGUUCACCUUCUCAUUCUGAAAACUCUGUUUACUUAGCCAUCCCAAAGCCAGUUUACAGACACGCCCCCUGCUGUAAUGAACUGGGGUGCGUGAUCGCACCAACGUACAGUGUGGAACACGGCGCUCCAAGGAUACCUAACACCGUAUACGAGCGCGAAUGGAUGCAAAGUGGCGCUCACUACACUGAAUUAUCCCCUAUGCAACGGAAAGCACAAAACACUCUGCUGCAGCAAAGAGGCUUACAGUUUGAGGCCAGUGAGGAGGCGCUGAAGAGGAUCACCGUGGAUGCAUACAGCCCAGGUAGAACGAGGACUCUGCCUGGUGUUGUUGAGCCAACCUACAGCGGUUACCCCUGCGCCCCGACUCGGUCACUGUUUCGUUCUUUAAGCGAGCACGGCCAGUCGUUACAGACUUCCCCCAGAGGCUACCCUGGCCUAAUCUCCUCCCAUCCUACAUAUGAGCGUAUGACCUCAGAGGUUUAUCAGGAACAUUCUCCCAUGUCCAAAUAUGGCCAGCUUGCACAGCACCCAGUGUUUUACUACCCUCAGGCAAAUGUGGGGGUAGAGAACAGGGCGCAGUGUAAAGAUAGUGGCAGUAAGAAAAGAGAAGAUGUCCCUGUUGUUCAUAAACACCCCACCUCACAUCCUCAGGAACAUUAUAUUGUGCCUCAGUCACUUAAUGCUGAAAUCCCUUUGCCUCGCACCGAAAUGUUGCCGACCCAUUCUUUUAUGCAGGGCUUUGAGUAUCCAUGUUACGCAGUUCCAAGAUUUCAUUUAGAUGCAAGCCAAAUCAGAUCCCCCAUAAAAAGACCACAUGCAUCACCCAGUUUUCACUCCAGUUGCAUCAAUGUUUCCCCAUCCAGCCAGCACAAACCUCUUCCCGUGGCCCCUGCAACAAGUCCUCACAGCAGCAAACCCAAGACCAGCCUGCAUGCUGAUCCGUUUAAAGCCCCAUCACCAUUCCUCCUUGUGGACCAACACAGUCCUACUAGACUCGUGAGCCAGCGUGGGGUCUCCCCAGCCAGUAUCCAGCUUGGCAGGUUUUUCUCUCCGCUCACUGGCAUGCACUUAGACCCAGCUGUGUUUUCUCCACCUGGCUUAAGCAGGGACAGACCUGUGGACUACUCCUCUUGUGAAGCUUACCCGAAACAGCCCAAAAGCUUCCCCGUUUUCCCAGCUGUGCGGAGGUCUCAUACGCCCAAUCACGACUCAGAUCGAACCCAGACAGCUGGACCCGAUGAGGUGAAGGUCCGAAAACUGCUUUCCCCUGUUGUUCCCACCGUAAACAGACAGAGUGGCUCUGUGCUGAUUUUAGGAGGCACAGGUCAUAAAGAUGGCCUGAAAAGAAGUAUUUCACAAGUAACGCCACCCAUCAAAAUAAAAGAAGAGGACAAGGAUCUAUCCGAAGUGGAUCUUGCAAAGAAACAAAAGAUGACAAAUCUCCAAGUAGGAAAUGCAUCUAGCUUUUCUCCCAUGCCAGUUAUUGACACUGUCUUCAGCUUAGCACCAUAUCUGCCGGCCCAUCGGGGGAUAUUUCCUGGCAGAACUCCACAGAGGACUGUCCACACCCCUGAGCAGCCUGAAGUCAGGCCCGUAUCAGACGUUAAGGAAAAGAGCCCAGAUCGAGGCGAGCAGGAUCCUGUCGAUGAGGCUUCUGAAGAAAUCCACCAGGACACUGUCAUCCAAAAAGUCAAAAACAUCAAAGUAGAAAAAGUGGAGCCACUUGACGUGGAUCAGUCAGAGUCUCCUGUGCCUCACACUGAGUACAGUGAAGUGAUUAUCAAAAAGGAGCUGAGUGACGAUGAUACCUCCGACGGUGAGCCCACGCUGCUGAAAAAGACACGUGACUCUGAUGAGCGAGACCUCAAACCUUCAUUAGCAGCUCAGAGUGAAACUUCAGACGAAACCAAGCCUGCUGUGUUGCAACUGGUGAACUCAUCCUGUCAGUUUGAUGCACACUCUCCGUAUGAACAAACAAGCCUUCAGCCUAAAUCUGUUAGUCCAGUUCAGCUGCCUCAGACCAAACUAAAUAUCAGUAACAUUCCACCUCAGUGUCUUAAACUUUCCAGGUUCAAAAUAGUUCUUCCUGAUGCUCCUCUGUCUAGUCCUUGCGUUCUGCCUUCGGAGAGGCCACCCGUGCAGCCGAUCGCCGAACCUCAGCCAAUAUUAGAUAUUCACAGGCCAGUUCGCAAGCACUUUUUGGAGUUGCAUCAUUCUCUCUGCAAGCUGCUAUCCAAAUCUGUGUCAGCGUCUUCAGAGCCGGAGCUGAAGCAGUGGUUGUCUCGGCUAGAAAUAACUGAACCCAAAUCUCCGUCGGCCAAAGUCCAGCAAGUGUCCUGCUUAUUAGGGGUGAAAGCCAGAGAGGUGUGGAUCAACGAGGAGAUGAAAUCGGCGCUUCACGAGGUCCUCCAGAGGCUGAACGAGUACACUGCCCAGGAGCGCUGUCCCUUCCCGCACGUCUACCGGACAGGAGCCGUGUUCCUCCCCAUGCUGGUGGUGAAGGAGCUGCUGUUUCCGAUGGUCCAGGGCAGCUUCAUCGACCAGGUCCUGCAGGAGCACAAAGUGGGGCUGCGGCCCACCACGCUGUCCGAGGAGAAGAUCCUCAUCCAGCUCCACAAACGAGCCUGCUCCUCCAAACUCAGGAGGCUGAUGUCCCUCAAACACCUGCCUGACAUCUACGCCGACGUGGUCAACAUUUUGUACUACACCUACGUCUGCAAACAUCUGGACCCAACUUCACCAGAUGUCCAAAAGCAAGUCCAGGAUCAGAUAUGGAGCCGGACCAUCGAAAGCAAGACGUAGGCUGCGAAGCCUCCGACAGCUGUAUGCCUGCUGUAUAUUCAGACUCCACUGCUUCUUCAGCGUCACCCGGUGAAACACAAACACAGAGAGACAUGAGGGACCAGGAAACACAACCGCAGUGGAAUAAGAAUAG
Molecule: messenger RNA, 3616 nt
Organism: Salarias fasciatus (jewelled blenny)
Lineage: Eukaryota; Metazoa; Chordata; Actinopteri; Blenniiformes; Blenniidae
Gene: prmt2ip
Product: chromosome 7 C15orf39 homolog
Exons: 4
Coding region: 232-3483 (1083 amino acids)
Source: RefSeq, a predicted model, not a curated record